Molecule: messenger RNA, 757 nt
Organism: Zingiber officinale
Lineage: Eukaryota; Viridiplantae; Streptophyta; Magnoliopsida; Zingiberales; Zingiberaceae
Product: calcium-binding protein PBP1-like
Exons: 1
Coding region: 307-636 (109 amino acids)
Molecular function (GO): calcium ion binding
Source: RefSeq, a predicted model, not a curated record
AGCGAAGCGAAACUCAAGCGUUGCUUCUCAGAAAUUGAAUCUCCAACUAGCAAAAUCCAACACUACCAUCACCUAAAAUUUCAUGGUAGAUAGAUGGGAAUCUGGGAGACAGUCGCAUCGUAAAAGCUAGAACAGGGGACGCCGUCAACGCGCAUCCGCUUCGCGUUUUCAAAAAUCUUAGCUCGGCUGUCAUUCGACUGGAUCCGCCGCGUACGGCGUCCAUUUCCUGGAAACAUCUGACGGCCACGGCCUUAUUUAGUCGUCCCCCCUUUCCUCCGACUCCAAUUCCAACAGCUGAUUGCUCGGAUGGCGCAGCGGAGGGCACCGGUGGAGUUCGAGGACUUCCUUCCCAUCAUGGCGGAGAGGCUCGGCGAGGAAGGGCUGAUGGAGGAGCUAUGCAACGGCUUCCGCCUGCUCAUGGACCCCCGCCGCCGCCUCAUCACCUUCGACAGCCUCAAGCGCAACGCCGCGAGCUUAGGGCUCGGCGGACUUUCCGACGACGAGCUACGGGACAUGCUCCGGGAGGGCGACGUCGACGGCGACGGCGCGCUCAGCGAGCAGGAGUUCUGCGUCCUCAUGGUUCGGCUCAGUCCUCAAUUGAUGGCCCACGCCGCUGCCAGCGCCUUGGCCUUCUGACGACUAGUGCAUUGUGUCUUUCUUUCCCAAAAUUGCUACUUAUUUCAGUUAUGUAUGUUGUGCUAUGUAACUGAAAAUUGAAUCUGCAAAAUAAAAAUAGCCUGCUCUCUGUCAGAAUUAA